AUGUCUCAUGUGGUGGUUGAUGACGCCAUUAUUCCAUGGAGCAACUCAGUAACUUAUCUUGGAGUCACAUUGACUAAUACUUUGUCUUGGGACACUCAUGUCUUUAAUAUAAUCUCGCGUGCCAAUACUGCACUGUACCGGCUGAAGAUAUACAAGCACCUUUUCUCCCCUCUGGUUCGGUCUAGAUUGGUGUCAUCUCUGAUUUGUCCAAUAUUCGACUACUGUUGUACUCUACUGACUGAUGUAACAGAAACUGACAAUCUCAGGUUGCACAAAGCUUUUAACGGAUGUGUUAGAUUCAUCCUCAAAGUCAAAUGGUACGAACAUAUAACACCACAUUAUCAGAAACUACGCUGGCUCAAACUCAAAUUGAGAAGAACAUUCUUUGUAGAGAUUUACAGCUACAUGAUACUCGAGCUGACAGUAGAACUAUGA
Pseudomyrmex gracilis is the source of this 435-nucleotide messenger RNA. RefSeq lists its product as uncharacterized. The coding region runs from base 1 to 435 and encodes 144 amino acids. The transcript is spliced from 2 exons. NCBI's taxonomy places the organism in Eukaryota, Metazoa, Arthropoda, Insecta, Hymenoptera, Formicidae. The record is from RefSeq and is a predicted model, not a curated record.